AUGGCUGCCAGAUCUCGUUCACCAGGCUUCGGCGAUACAACGAGCAUCAAUCUCAACCGCUUGUUGUCCAGAUUAGACCGCCUAGUACUGGUCGACCCAUCACCACAAUUGCGAAAGUCAAACUAUGAGCGCGCACGCGUGAGUGCGAACAUCGAACAUGCACGCACCUUACUCCUGAGUCUCGAACACUCAGCCUCCACGAUACCCUCCAAGUCGAAGAAAGCCGAAUUACAAAACGAUCUGCAACAGAAGCGCGAACUCAUCAAACAGCUUAAUCAGCGGAUAUACGAGCUUAACCAGCUGGACGACACGGAUUCGGAGGGGUCUGUAGAUUCCGACGAUGAAGACGCAGACCAGUUCCCGUCGUACGCACCAAGAGUAAAGACGGAAGCCGGACGGGAUGUGUCGACAGCGACAGAAGGCAACGAAGCAUUCCAAAAUGCAGCACAAGGCAUCGCAUCAGAACUCCGCCGAAGGGGAAAGGCGGACGCGAAUACAGCGGGGGCGCAAUCAGCAUCCGGCAACUCGUUGUUUCCUUCCAAGCCCACGACAGGCGACCCAUCGCUCGCAAAAACCGAGGCGCUCCUCUCUCGCGAACGCAACGAACAAGAGGAGCUCACGACAGACUUGCUCGAUAUGGCGCGGCAGUUGAAGGAACAGUCGAUACACUUUGGCAACACGCUCGAGGGUGACAAGAGCGUAGUGGAUCGAGCGCUUGCUGGGCUGGACAAGAACACAUUGAACAUGGAUGCUGCCAGCAGAAGAAUGGGGGCACUGCGGAGGAUGACUGAGGGCAAGGGUUGGUGGGACAGGAUCAAGCUCUAUUGCAUGAUCGCUGGGUUAUGGCUAACCGCCUUCCUGAUUGUCUUCGUUGGGCCGAAGAUUCGGUUCUAG
Messenger RNA from Alternaria burnsii, 894 nucleotides. RefSeq lists its product as uncharacterized. The record is from RefSeq and is a predicted model, not a curated record. Lineage: Eukaryota; Fungi; Ascomycota; Dothideomycetes; Pleosporales; Pleosporaceae. Bases 1 to 894 code for a protein of 297 amino acids. Gene Ontology annotation, biological process: retrograde vesicle-mediated transport, Golgi to endoplasmic reticulum. Gene Ontology annotation, molecular function: SNAP receptor activity. The transcript has 2 exons. Gene Ontology annotation, cellular component: SNARE complex; endoplasmic reticulum.